Bipolaris victoriae FI3 is the source of this 321-nucleotide messenger RNA. RefSeq lists its product as hypothetical. Lineage: Eukaryota; Fungi; Ascomycota; Dothideomycetes; Pleosporales; Pleosporaceae. The coding region runs from base 1 to 321 and encodes 106 amino acids. The record is from RefSeq and is a predicted model, not a curated record. The transcript has a single exon.
AUGCUGUCAAGCCACCAUUGCCUGCUCCCAGGUUCAGCUCUCUAUGGCCUGGAAGCAACAUUUUCUCUCGGUGGAAGAUUAAUAUUGGUUUUUAGCAGAGCCGUGUCUUCUCCACCCUACCCAUUGCCGUCUUCUAGAUGUGUAGGACUAUAUUUUGACAUACAUUCCUUUUCCCAGAUUGCAUCCCGUGUGAAAUUGAGCGUGCACCCGUCACAGGCUGGUCAGCUAUCAAAGUACACGCUCGUCUGCGUCCAGGCUGCCCAUACCACACUCAACCCCACUGAGCAGGUGCAAAGCCGAGUGCGCUUGGUGCCGCUAUAG